AUGAAUCAAGUGUUGUUAAUGUUGUUACUGGUGUCGGUUUUCGGGUCUCAAGGGAAAUCAGUGUCGGAUAUUUUACAUGGUUCAGGAAAAUUUACCAAAGUAUCUCCUACAAAUGACAUCCAGCCACAAUCCAACAUCUCUAAAAAAAAAUUCUUCUUCGCAGAAUCAUUAACAACUGAGAAAAUCUUAACCACUGUUUCUCAAGAAGAAAAUCAGAAAGAAUCAGAUCAAGAAUCGUCUGACACCAGUGUAUACAACAGAGUCCAGAAUCCAACGGACAAUGAAUCUUCUAUAGAUGAUUCUUCUUCCGAAGAAGAAGAGCCUGAUGGACCAGCUGAUCACGCGAUUCCUUAUUCAGAGCACGAAGAACCGAGAAACGUUCCCACAAAACCGAAAUACACUGCUCCAGGUGAAUGGGCCAAGCCACCAAAGGACAAAAAAGUUCACUUAGAAUUUGUACCAACAAAACUGUACGCUCAAGUGAGAAAAACUCAUACAUUGAGGAAACUGCCCCGCAAGAAAGCUAUAGAGAACGCGGAAUCUGAAGAAGAAAAGGGAAACGCAGCAAGAUUAAGAGCAGUGGUGAAGAAUACGAAAGUGAACACGGUUUAUACGGAAGAAGGCUACGAAGAUUCUGCGUAUGAUCAUGCUGGACAUAUGAGAGACGCUGAUUUUCACGAAGGUUACGCCAGGAAGUUGCACGAUCAUUUGGAUCUUAAGAAAAAAUCUGGAGACGAUGAUUAUGAUGAUGAUCACGAGAAAGAAGAGAACGAGACAAAGGAUAAAAACUAUAAGAAGAUUACAUCCAAAGACUUCAAGGAGUUUGAUGAAGACGAUAGUGAUCCUGCUAAAACGAGUACAACGAGCAAAAUCAAUGAUAAUGUUUUAGUGAAUCCAAAAUUAGUUGCUGAAAAAGGAAUAGAGAAGCUACAGGAGGAUUUGGAAAGAGAAGCUGAAGAAAUGGAGAAAGGGAUUGAGAUAAGUAAACUGGAGAAAGUUCAGACAACCACUGAUAUGGAAACCUCAGCUGAAUCAAAGAAACGUGAUAAUUAUGACAGAAUGAAGGAAAGAAGAAAGAAAACGGAUAAAAAACGAAGAAAAUUGUCAUCGUCUGAAAAUGUUGAGAAUUCUACUGCAGCGUCUAUGGAUGAGAAUAUAAUUUCUACGGAUCGUACAAUGGAUACUACGAGUGUCAUAGAAAAUUUGGAAAAUUGGCCUCAGAAUUCUUCAGGGUUACAUAAAUACAAAGUCGAUGGUAAAUCUUCGCCUAACGUCGAUAUAAUUGAUUUUACACGCACUGAGGAGAAUCCAACGACUGUUAGCUACGGUCAACUCUUCUGGGAUUAUUUUAAAACAAGGCAGGAUCAAUCGACAACUACGGAAUUUCCAUUGAUAUCGGAAUCAACGACUUUGAAUCAGAAUCUCGCACAACCUUCCUAUACUAGAAAUUUGAAUAAUUUUGUACCUUAUUCUGUUUACGAAGAACCUACGACGAUGUUUCCAAUCUUGGAACCUGCGGAAAUAAAAUCUGGCCAUAGUUCUAUGGAUUCGGCAUAUUUAAAAAAUAAUGGGCAGAGUAGUGAAUUGCUACCUGUGGAUAGCGCAAGUAUGGACGAACUGUGGCAAUCGAUUAAUUCCAAUGAACAAUUAAAAAUGGAAUCACCUUCCUUUUUAGAAACUCAUAGUGAUAAGAUACUUAUGAAUGAUCAAGAAAUUUCAUUAUUGAAUUCCCAGAAGAUUUUAAACAGUAACGAAGAAUUUAACCAAAACUUUGACAGUUCUCUUUUCAAUCCAACAUUAAGUUCGGUCAGAAAUCGCAAACCACGUUACAAAAUUACAAUUAGAAACAAACCAAAAGAACCUCAAAAACCCUCGAACCUUAACAUUCAAUCUUCAAAUCAGGAAUCAUCGACAUCGAGUAUCAUAAACAAACAACUGACCGAUAUGACGACUACGAAGAAACCUGUCUCAAUGAAUGAAAAUUACAUGAAAGUUUUGAUGCACGUGAAGAACGAAAAAAACCUGAAGAAUGUUCAACAUCAGCAUCCAAACAGUCUGUAUCGAAAUCCUCAACAUCCAAACAGUUUACAACCUAACAAUCAUUUUCUGUCUAACACUGAAAAUAAUCUACAAGACUUAACUAUACUGAGGCCCCCACUUCCACAAAAAACACCAGAUUAUUAUUAUUACAACGUUGUUCCGCGAAGUAAACCGGAGAUCGACGCCACGCUGUCUGAUUGGAGCUCGAUUCCGGUUUCUCAACAACGUCGGCAGGUGUACACAAAUCCUAGAAUGUAUCGGAUUUAUUUCGAUUUACCACAGAUGCAACGACAUCCUCUAAAUCGCAAGAGAAUCACGAAGCCAGCGUCUGAUUUGAUUCGAGGCGCUCCGCCGCCGCAGAAGGAUUUAAUCUGGCACAAUGAACCGAUGGAUUACGUAAAUCAUGGCGGAAACGGAUCGAAGCAGGGCAGAAACGUUCUGAGACCGUUUCGUCAGGCGUCGAAUCUCGACGGGGUUCGUGGAAUUCGUGCAAAAAGGCGUAAAAAAAGAUUUGUCGGAGUUGAUGACGAAAGCGAUAUCGUGAAAGGCUCGAUGGUAAACAAUGGCACGUCGAAUCGGGGUGAAAUAGAACGAGCAGCGAAAAAUUCAUCGAUCAAGAGAAAUUGUUCGCAGAAAGUGACACGCGGCCUGGAAGUGGGGCUCGUUCUGGAUACGUCGCAGGCGAAACAGUUUGAGGAGAAGAAAUCGAGACAUUGUAGGAAUGAUUGGGGAGAAGAGUCGCGUGUCGUGGAAAGAGAAAGCAUAGAUGUGAAUGGGUAUAAUGGGAGGAAUGGGUAUAUUAAAAGCAAUUUGAGGGCGCCGAGGUAUGACGAUGGAAAGAAAGAGGAGGGAAACGUGAUUUAUUUGGCCAGGAAGGGGAGGGACGUUGGGAAAAAAGAUUUUAAAGCGAGGAAUAAAUUAAAAGAACGUGAAGAAUUAUUGGAUGAAACAUCUAAAGAGUCCGGAAGAAAGAAACGAGAAUUAAAUGUGAUUGAUUUAGUAAGAAAGAGAAAGGAUGUUAAAAAGGAUGACUCUAACAUGACGAAAGAAUUAAAGCAACGUAUAGAAUUAUUAAAUAAAACAUUUCAGGACGAGUUAAAAGUGCAUGCAAAAUUAUUAGACGAGGCACCAACGAUAACUGAGGAUGUCAUAAACCAGGAAAUAAACAGUCGUUUUAACGAAGAAACGAAUGAAAGUAAGGAAUAUGACGAUAAAGAAAUUAACAAAGGGAAAGAUGAUGAAAACGAAGAACAGAUUGACGUUGAUGUCGAAGUUCCAGAGUUCGAUUACGUGGAAGAACUAACCGAGGAAGAUCAUGCUAAUGAAAGUAUUGCUACCACAGAAACUACCAUAAAUAUAGAAAAAUAUCCUUUUUACAAUAAUGAAAAGAUGCCAACUCCAUCUGCUUUAAAAUACGCGGUAGAUCCUAAGAGAUUACCUACGAAGACAUACGGAGCCAUGGAUUUUUACAAUUCGAGGGAUGCUUAUAUGCAAUGUGACGAGGUGGAGCCUAAUUUAAAAGCUAAAUACUUUGACGAAGAUCCAUUCGAUAAUCCCUUGUUUCUAGAGAAACAAGUGGAAGAUCCAGUUCCUCCAGCUGAAAUAAAUGGCAAGCAGUUCGUUUCGAGAAUCAUGAUGUUCCCUAAAGAAGAGGAUGAUUACGUGAUACAGAAAUCUUCUAGGAGACCAGAAAAUUAUCGACAACUUCGAAAACACAUUUCCAAUCCCGUCGUAACUCAGAGAACAAGGCGAAUUCGAUAUAAAAUUUAUCCAAGAACGACGCCAAGAACAAGAAAAAGACCUGAGAGUUACAGAGUUCAAAGUUCACGGACUAAGUAUACGAAAAAUUCUAAAAGGCCACAGAAAAUUGAGAGACGUCCUGUCACAUCUGCCAGUGAAAUAUCUUCGAUAAAGCUUUCAGAUAGCAUACCAUAUCAGAGUCAGGUUUAUGAGGACGUUAUGGGUACCAUAAAGAAUUUAGCGAAUUCUUAUCAGGUUCGUGAGACGACAACGAUGCCAGCUUCAGACGAAAUUACUUUAAUGGAUGAUACGGUGGAUGGCGUUAAAACAAAUUCUAGUACAAAUUCGACGAGUUACAGGAAAAGAGAGAAAGAGAAGAAUAGUGUGUCGAUAGAUAUCAUGGAUCGACCGAGUGAUAUGAGAAUUAAUAUUAAAGGACCGAUGCCUAAAUAUCAGAAUAGGUACAGACAAGGUGUGUACAAGAGAAUUAGAGUUCCACAGAAAAGUCGAUUAAGGGUUCAGCCGGUGCAGAAACCUGUAAUUGGGAUUAGAACCGUGAAACGUCGUCGAAAAGUCCGCAUUUAUAAACGGGAUCUGAAGGAUGACUUGAACUCUAGUCUGGAAAGAAAAUUAUUAGUUGCUUCCAUUGAAUUGGGCUCACAGUCGGCGGAAAAGAAAGAAGACAAAAUAGGAAAUAGGUUCUUGAAUUGGAAGGAAAGUGAUUAUCAACUAAGAAACUUGGAAAAUUCGACGAUUGAGAACGACAAAGAUUCUUCUACUCAAGAAAAUUCAAUGACUUCCACCAAACUUCCAAAAACGAUCGAUACAAAGAGAAAAUCGAAGAUUCCGAAAAGUGUAACGAUUAAUUCUUCGAAUAAUAAAGAAGAUCACGAAGAGGAAGAAUCUCAAAAAGUUGUGUACACGAUUAAGGAUAGGAUAAGGUACUCGAAACCAAAAGGUGAUGUUUGGAAUGUUGGAAAAUUUGUGAAUAAAACUAUGGUGGAAGAAGACAAGAGACGAAGCGAGCCAAGGUAUAAUUAUAUUAGAAGAAAGAACCCUUCAAACCCAACAUUAACCACUACAGAGAGUUCUUCGUUAGACUUGACUAAUAAAAUUAAUUGGACAGAAACUGUGACGACCACGGAUAAAGUCAAUGAACUCGACAGUCAAGAAAUUGCGAAAGAAAACCGCGAAGUGGAAUAUAUGAGCAAUAAUACCAAAGACGAUUACCAGAACAAAUCUGAAAAUUUUAAUAACUUUAAACAUGAUCUAAUUAACCAGUCAAAUGAAGAAGAUGCAAAUAAAACAGGAAGUGGUUAUGCAGUUUACGAAAGUGUGAACGAAGGUGAAGUAAUAACCACACAGAAACCACAAUUGUCGACUUCUACUGAAUUCUUUAACUUGAAAAGCUUCUUGGAUACCGAUUCUCCAAAAUAUGCAGAAUUAUCAAACGAAGACUUUGAGAAAUCAUUUUUACUAAAUACUACUAAUAGUUCUAAUGGGCAUAACAAAACCUCAGACUCUAGAAUUUUCAAUGAAACACAGAAGGGAAACGAACAUGAAAAGGAAAAGGAUGAAGAUAUUUCGAAACCGUUUCAUCAAUCAUAUUUUUCCAAUGAAGAAUCUUCGGAGAAAGCACAGACAGAGACGAAAGUUCAGUCAAGCACAGAAUCUUCUGAAGAAAGCAGCGUCGCAUCGAAAGAAAGCGAAUCAGAGGAAGAUCGAGCGUCUUUCUCAUAUACUUCCAGGCCAUCUUCUCCAGCAGAAAACUAUGAAGAUGAAAAAUAUUCGCAGCUUGGACCACGUAUAAACAAACCAUCCUUCUACCAUCCUCCAUUUUUCAAUUACAAAAGAUUUCAUCCAAAGGGAAACUCCGAAGAAACGCAAGAAAGCAACGAAGAGAAAGAAGAAUAUGUUUUUCCGUGGUAUAAAGACAAAGAAGACCGACGGAAACGGAGACGCAGUCGAUAUCGCGAUAAAAUCAAUUACGAAUACGAAUAUCCAUGGGAAAGAAGAGAACGUUUAGCACGAGAAGAUAGAAAAAGGGAGGCAGAGAAGCGUAAAGGCUUGCUAAGAAAAUUCGAUGAGGAGGAGGAAGAAGCAGAGGAAGCUUCUGCUACGAAAUAUCGAACGAAUACUUAUCCACGUGGAAGAUACCGAUUUUGGGGUCGAAUAGACAGUGAUACUUCAGAAGAUAGAACUUCAGAUAACAUAGAAAGUAGCAGCGAGUAUCAACCAAUAAUGAGGUAUAGCAGCAGAUAUAAUUCGAGAAAUAUUAAGCUACCUCUGGACAAACAAUCGACGAAUAUGAAAUCGAGAAAUAUAGAAGAAAUUAGUAGAUCAAUCAAGAAGACUUUAGAAGACAAUUCAGAUGAAAAGGGAGCGUUGGAAGAAACGAAGAAUGAUUCGUCACAGGAAAAGAAACUCGAAGGAAAAGAAUCUGUGACUUUUUAUAAAUCUAGAGGUAUUUCCAGAGGAAUGAUUGUUCCUGAAGAUGUGACAUCAGCCCCCAGCAGGAAAACGAGAAAUAGAGAAAAAUCGAUAGAUAAUAGUUCUAUGGAUACCUUGCUUGAAAGUAGAAACUCCAGCGAGUUGGUGAAGAAUACUUUAGACAAUUCCGAGCCUCGAAUAACCGUGGUAGAGAGUCCUCGAGAAAUUGAGAAUUCCACGAAGCAGACAAGCAAGAAAAGACGAAGGCCAUCGAAGAACGAUAUUUCUACAAUGGAAACUGUGACAAAAUCUGUCACUGAAGCUAAUCGAGCUCGUCGAAGACAGAAACCUUCUUCUACCACGGUUUCCACGGUCGAAUCUACUUCUUUAGUUGCAACAACAACGUCAGCUUCUAAAAUUGCUCGAAGGAGAAAUCAGAAGAGUAAAGAUUCGAAGAAGAAUUACAUUUCUAACGUCCUGAAUAAAUCUGUCAACGAAGCUAGCAACGAGACAGAUACUUCGAGUAAAACUGGAACAGCGGAGCAGCAUUCCAGAAGCAUAAAGAAGAAUCAAACGAAUGAAUUAGUGAACGAAUCGGCAAAAAACGACAGAAAUCAAGAACUAUCUGUAGGAGGUUCUAUAAAACAGGAGCAUCUAGAAAAGGUGAACGAUGAUCGAGGAAAGAAUCCAGGGAACGAAACUAUCGAGGAAAGAUUGGUUGACGUGAAUCAGAAUAAGGAAACAGAGGAAUCGAAGAGAAUAUUUCUUCCUGUCAAGAGUGAUGAAAGAUUCGAUUUCAAGGACGCUAGGAUAGAGACCUUGAGUGACUUUGAUAAAACUCAUAAUGAUUACGAGAUUGGAAGCAUAUUGAAAACAGAUGCGAAUUUUAUACCUCAGAACAGAGCUCUUCAAUUGACCGAACAAAGUUCCAGGGAAAUUAUUUCUACUGUUUCUUGGAUAUCGGAGAAUUAUGAUUUUUAA
Messenger RNA from Bombus pyrosoma, 7191 nucleotides. RefSeq lists its product as uncharacterized. Lineage: Eukaryota; Metazoa; Arthropoda; Insecta; Hymenoptera; Apidae. Bases 1 to 7191 code for a protein of 2396 amino acids. The record is from RefSeq and is a predicted model, not a curated record. The transcript has 3 exons.